AUGGGUAGUAUUCAUUAUCAUCAUCAUCUGAAGGCUGGUGUCUUGUUGCUUUUGUAUGUGUUGCUGUCAUCAUCAGUGAUUCCUCAUGUCCUGUGUUCAAACUUGAAGGAGGAGAGUCGGACGACGUACAUCGUGAGGGUCCAACCUGGCAUGAAGCCAUCGGGUUUUGCACACGCACGAGAUUGGUACAGAGCCAGCCUCAAAGGAAAUUACAAGCAUGACGAGGAGAGGUUUGUUCACGUUUAUGACAAAGCGUUCCACGGCUUCUCAGCUCGACUGACGAGGCAAGAAGCUGCACAGCUUUCAGGCCAGCCGGGGAUCAUAUCCAUUACGCCAGACCGCCUUCACCAACUCCACACGACUCGCUCUCCUACUUUCCUCGGCAUUCAGUCGGAGUCCUCUGCCAGUGACAGUAACGGGCAGCUGUCGGAGUCCGAGUUGGGGUUGAAUGUGAUCAUCGGCAUAUUCGACAGCGGCAUCUGGCCCGAACACCGAAGCUUCCACGACCAAGGUCUCGACCCCAUCUCUCCCGACAUCUGGAGAGGGGAGUGUGAGGAAGGCGAGAACUUCACGAGAGCCAACUGCAACAACAAAAUCAUUGGGGCCAGGUUCUUCUCCAAGGGUUAUGAAGCAAAUGAAAACGGCCAACUCGAGGAAUUCAAGUCCCCACGAGACUCCAUUGGACACGGCACCCACACCGCAUCCAUUGCCGCCGGCAGAGCCGUCCCCAACGCCACCUUUUUCGGCCACGCCACCGGCGUUGCUUCCGGGGUCGCCCCGAGAGCACGCAUCGCCGUCUACAAAGUCUGCUGGAAAAAUGGGUGCAUGGCUUCCGACAUCCUUGCCGCCUUCGACAAGGCCAUCUCAGACGGAGUCCACAUAAUCUCCUUAUCUCUCGCCUCCGUGCAGGUGCCGUUCGAGAUCGACCCAACUUCUAUCGGGGCCUUUGGAGCCAUGCAGCGAGGCAUAUUCGUGUCUGCCUCUGCAGGGAAUGAUGGCCCGGGCGAGAGGACUGUCUCCAACAUCGCCCCGUGGCUCACGACCGUCGGCGCCAGCUCAAUCGACAGGCGGUUCCCAGCAGAUGUCGUGCUCGGGGAUGGGCAGGUCAUCGGUGGCGUGUCGCUCUACGGCGGUGGCCCACUCCUCCCCAACGACACCCUUCUCCCCCUCACGUACACUAACAGCUGCAACGACGGGUUCAGUGGCGACGAGGUACGUGGCAAGAUCGUCGUCUGCCCUCGUGGGCCCGGACAAUUGGGAGAGCCCAUGGCUGACGCCGGGGGCGCUGCUGUGGUCAUCAUCGGCGGCUCCGUCUUCCAGGCCGAACCUCACGUGCUUCCGGGCCUCACCAUAGAAGAGUCCAUGGGGGACGCAAUCCUCCGCUACAUCCACUCUUCAGGUGCCAAUGCCACCGCCACCAUCGUCUUCCACCCCACGGAUCUCGGCUUCCAUCCGGCUCACGCCCUUGCUUCCUUCUCUUCCAGAGGCCCCUCAUUCGAGACACGCUACUAUCUCAAGCCCGAGCUGAUUGCCCCGGGAGUCAACAUCCUCGCCGCCUGGCCCGACGGCCUGUCCCCGACUGGCCUUUCCUCAGACACGCGCCGCACAGAGUUCAACAUCCUCUCCGGCACUUCCAUGGCCUGCCUCCAUGUCUCGGGCAUCGCCACCCUGCUCAAGGGGGCCCACCCUGACUGGUCCCCUGCCAUGAUCCGCUCUGCCAUGAUGACAACCGCCUACACCCGAGACAGCCAGGGAUGGCCCAUAUUGGACGACGGGGCAGAGGCAUCCGUGUGGGCCAGGGGGGCUGGCCACGUGGACCCGCACAAGGCCACCGACCCCGGGCUGGUGUACGAUGUGACUGCUGAGGACUAUUUCAGAUUGCAGUGCCUCCGCCUUGCCCCCCCAGAGGAUGACGAUUACGGCGCCAUCUCCAACAGUGACGGUGACGGCCACCCUCUCUAUAUUGGCUGCAGCAGCUCCCAACCAGCUUUCGACAACGCCGCCGAUCUAAAUCUUCCGGCCGUCGCCACUGUUCUCCAAUCGGAUAUCAGUCCCGUCACCAUUAGUAGGACCGUCUCCCAUGUCGCCGAGGGGCCUGCCACUUACAACGUUGCUGUCGUUAAUCCCUCCAAUGGCCUCAUGCAUGUCACCGUCAAUCCCAGCACCAUGGUGUUCAAGGCCAAGGGCGAAAAGCAGAGCUACUCGGUCACCAUACAUCCCAUCACCGUCUCUCAAGCAUUCGCCAACAUUAUCUGGUCAGACGGCCUGCACAAUGUCGUCUCCCCCGUCGUCAUCUCCUGGAAUUAA
Molecule: messenger RNA, 2307 nt
Organism: Striga asiatica
Lineage: Eukaryota; Viridiplantae; Streptophyta; Magnoliopsida; Lamiales; Orobanchaceae
Source: the annotation of a GenBank genome assembly